AGGAGUUGAAUGACAAUCAUCAGUUGCUUCGCAGAAGAGUCAUGCUAUGCUGGUGGUCAAUUGUCGGGGGGUGUACGAGGGGCACAAGGAAGAGCUUGAGACACGUGGAAGGAAGAGGUUGAGACACGUGGAACAGUAAGAUGCAGCCUACGCCCCGGAAACUUCUCGACGCCUGAGGUGGAGCAAAUUAAAUUAGACAGAGCUCCGGCGGUGCUGUCUGUGCGCUUUUGUUUUGAUUUAUAUUAUGCACGUGCGUUUACUUCUCGGCGAGCGUCUUUCUUCAUUAUACAAUUCGUACAGAAAUUUACAGGAUAGACAGACAGAUAGAUAGAUGGUCGAAGGUAGGCAACUGAGCGAGCAAGGGAGGCGGAGAAGAAAAGAAGAUAGUAUGUGCUCAGAAGGGGCGGCGAAGUAUGACACGGACGAGAUGAUGAAUUAAUUAAUUGUAGCAAGCAAUCAUCUUACGCGGGCGCGACUUUCGAUUUCUGAUUCCCUUCGUUCUCUCAUUUCUCUGUGCUGAGGAGAGGGACAAGCUUGCGCGCUGUGCUCGAGGUCGAGUUUGGAGAAGAGGAUCGGGCGUCAGAACGGUAGUCGGGAUUGGGAAAGGGUUGGUAUUCAAAUCGGUGGUGGUGGGAUCAACGACGACUCGUCAGGGGGAAAGAGUUUGCAUGCGCGAACUACUGCUCUGCAAACAGGCCUGCGGUUCUUCAUACGGAGAGCUUGACGGCAGGAAGCAGCACCCACGGUGCGCGAAACGCGGAUGAUGGGGGCUCAGCACGCAACUUGAUGAAAGCUCACAGGACGAGAUUGCUCACCUUCAGUUGGUCCGGAGUAAUCUCCUGUGUAUUGCUUGCACACGUAUGCCUACAGCAACACUACGCUUGCGUGGGUUCCUGUAUGUGCCAUGACUCUUUGCUAACUAGAGCGAGGUGGCGUAUCCCCCCAUGCACGCUUGUGCGCUCGAGUCUCUGCGGCUUAACUUCGAUCUUGUAUUCUUUUAUGGGAUUGACAACCCUCAUGUGUUAUUCGCAGAUCAAGUGCGUGGGGGGAGUUGGUUCUAUGUGAGCCAACCAUUCGCCGCAUCUUACAUGCAGACAAUAGGGUAGGGAAAGGGCAGAGCUGAACGGCCCUCAGCAAAUUUAUUGCCGUGCAGCGAACUAAUUGCCCGAAGGCUCCGUGCGUGUGUGAGAGAGAUAGAGGUGGUGUGUGUGUGUGUGUGUGUAAGAGAGAGAGAGAGAGAGAGAGAGAGAGAGAGAGAGAGAGAGAGAGAGUGCUGGCGGGUUUAACGUGUGCAAGGUUUGCGGGUGCAUGUGUUCCUGGAUUUGUGAGUCUCAGAUCUUGUUCGCUUGUUCUAGAUAAGCACUCGAACAAGAGGUAGGGAGUAGAUGGAUGGACGGAUAGGUAUAAGAUUUGCAGCGGGUGAUACGUUGGCGAUCCACGAAAGAAAAAAAAGUGUGGCAAUUCAUUGAAUUAUCAGUGAUGAGUUUAACAAUUUCUGUUUUCGAUUCGUGCAUGCGCUUGCGGUCUGUGAGCUAGGGAGACUGCGUGCACGCGUUGCGCACAACGCACACGCAUAGUUGUGAGGAAUGUUCUGGAUUCGGCGACGUAGAUUUCGGGUUUGACAGAGUGGGAGGGAGUUGAACCAGCGGCAGCAGCUGCCCGAAGGGAAGCAGAUAGGUUGUCUCGAGAAACGGAAGGGAAGGGGAGAAAGGAAGAGGGUUAUGCUGCUAUAUCGCUAUCGAAGGAAGCGAGCGGGUUGGUAGACAGUCCGCCGCAGCGAAAUGAAUCACCUGAGCGAUAGCGUUUGUUCUUUUGACCGGUCCCCAAGUCAAGAGAAGGAGGAGCUGGAAAAACUCCUAGAUGAGAGUAAUUAUCGCCGUAAGGAGGGUGAUACCUACUACGUAAUAUCUGCGGAGUGGUGGCAGCAAUGGAUGGAGUAUGUGGGUUCCAAGGACUCGAAGAAGACUAAGAUUUCUUACUUUAAUGGCAAACCGGGCGUCAUUGACAACAACAAAAUUGCGCAAGGUGGGGAGAACAAGUCGAACUUCGCCCAUUUGAAGAGAGGAUUGGAGGAACAAGUGGACUUCUGUCUCGUUCCUGAGGCGGUAUGGGAUCGCUUGGUGAGGUGGUACAGCGGUGGCCCUGCUCUCCCACGCAAAGUCAUUGCCCAGGGGGAAGAGAGCUGUCGGCAGCUGAUCGUGGAGCUGCAUCCUCUUCGCGUGCAGAUCGUGCGGUCUCAGUCCGGCAUCUGUGAGGAGCUAAUUAUUAGCAGAAAGGCCACUGUGGGGGAGCUCAAGCAAAGAGUGGCCGACUUGUUGAACAUGGAAGGAAAAUCCUUCUGUCUCUGGGACUUUUUCAACGAGAAGAAGCAGAAAAAGCUUACGGAUGCCGUACGGACGCUUGAAGACUAUGAAAUCCAGGAUCUCCAGAAGGUUCUUGUGGAAUCAGAGGGAAGAUGCCGAGGAGGGGAUGCAGAGCAGGACUCGUUCGCUUCCACCUCUUCCUCCUCGCCGUCGCCCGGCGCUUCCCUGUCCUCCGCGAUUACCUCCUCCUCCUCGUUGUCCACCGGCGCUGCGUUGAUCUCCGAAGGGUCGGCAUCCACCUAUGUAUCUCAUCGGUUGACGUCAGCGUCCGUCACGGCCUCGAGAAUGGCGAUGACCUCGGAUAUUGUCGAGGAUGACGUGCUGGGAGAGACGGCGAGGGAGGGAGAUCUAAGGGGGGAAGGCCAAGAGUCGAGGAGGGCAGCCGGUCUUACGUCCGCGCACGAUUCUCAGACUUCGUCCUCAGCUGCGUUGGCGGAGCAGAAGCAGCUGGGUAUCUCCGCGCAGUCGUCGUCCUUGCCGUCUUCCUACAGCAACGGAAGCAUUUUGCCUGCGACGAGGUCGGGAUCCCUCUCCUCCCCUCCCAGCAACGGACUUCUGUCGCCGCAACGGCAAGAUCAAGCCAACAACUCGUUGAAUAGAAGUCAGCCAACCUCCGCAGACAACAUUGCGCCGUCCUCUUCCUCCUCCUCCGGUCUUGACUUGGGCGCUUCCAGUCGUUCGAAGGUAGGGGCUGGAGGGGGCGAUGCAGUGGAGACGAGAGCGUUAGCGGCGAUUGGCAAUAACAAUGGUACUGGAAGCGGGGUCAGCACCAGUGGCGGGGGGUUCUUUAGGACAGGCGUGAUGGCGAGAUUGGGAUGGAGGGAUGGAGGGGGCGGGGGGGGAGGUAGCGCCGGUGGGAGAGGGGGGUUGACCGGUCUGCAGAAUCUAGGUAAUACGUGCUUUAUGAACAGUGCGCUGCAGUGUUUGGCCCACACGCCGCAGCUGGUGGAGUAUUUCUUGAGCGACUAUGUGCGCGAGAUCAACCUUGAGAAUCCCCUGGGCAUGAGGGGGGAGAUUGCGCGUGCUUUUGGGGAGCUGCUUCGGGAGAUGAUUUUGGUAGGCAAGUCUCCCGUUGCCCCGCGGCAUUUCAAGGGGACGCUGGCGCGCUUUGCUCCGCAAUUCAGCGGGUACAAUCAGCACGAUUCGCAGGAGCUGCUCGCUUUCCUGCUGAACGGUCUUCACGAGGACUUGAAUCGCGUUCGUGACAAGCCUUACAUAGAGCAGAAGGAUGCCGACGGACGUCCGGACGAGAAGGUUGCCAUCGAAGCCUGGGCAAAUCACAAGGCCAGGAACGACUCUAUUGUGGUCGACAUCUGUCAGGGCCAGUACAAGUCCACUCUUGUCUGCCCCACUUGUGGCAAAACCUCUGUGACGUUCGAUCCCUUCAUGUACCUUUCUCUGCCGCUGCCUGCGAAGACGUCGAGAUCGAUGAUGGUGGCAGUGCUGAGUGCGGACGGCAGUGUGGACCCGGAUACGUACACAGUCUCUGUGCCAAAGCAGGGGACGGUGGAGGACCUCCUGGAGGCGGUGGCCAAGGCCUGCGACCUCGACAGGGAGACCGAACGUAUGGCACUCGUUCAGCUGCAGCAGGGGCGGAUCUUGAGACCGCUCGACUUCAUGCUCCAAGAAUCCAUCGGCACAAUCAAGGAUGAAGAACCUUUGGUGGCUUAUCGUGUGCCUUGCUCGGUGCCGAGGUCGCGGCUCGUGAUGAUUUUGAACAGGAGAGAGGAGGGGAUGUACAAAGGCGACUGGAGGAUGUUCGGCGUUCCUCUACUAGGUAUUGCACCAGAAGGGGGUGUGACGUCCGCGAAGGAGGUGGUACAAGUGGUGAAGGCGGCGCUGAGACCGAUGCAACGAAGGAGGGGCGACCUCGAGAACGGGUUUGGCGCUGGAGGUGCCGCAGAAGAGAGUAGGCGGAUGCCUGGGAGGAAAAAGCAGGUGCAGGAGAGAGAGGAGGAGGAUGGGCGGCGGCCGUCGGUUAAUGGGAAGCGCGGCGGCCCUUCGCCUGGCGAUUCGAUGCGUGUGGGAGGGGCGGCGGCGAACGGAGAUGCAGUGCCGUCGACGAGCGUUGAUUUCGAGAGUGCCGAGACGAAUGGCACUGAUGGAACGACUGAUAUAUCUAUGGAGGAUGGGGAGGAUGGUGUGCAGGUGGACGGUCCAACGGCGGGGGGAAAUGAGGGGAGUUCAGCAGAGAGAAGGCAGCAGGAUUGCGACGACGGGGAAAAGAGAUGGACGUCGAAGGGUCUAGGAGGAGGAGGAGGUAAAGGAGGAAAAGGAGGAGGAAGAGUCGACAUGGAGAAUGACGGCGAUUACGACAAUGGGGACGUGAUGUCGGAGGUGAGUGGCGUCGUACCCGGAGCUGAGGUGGAGAUGACAGAAGUGGUUGCUGAUAAAGGAAUGGCUAUGGUGAGACGUGAGGACGCGAACGAUGAUGGUGAAGUGGAGGAGAGGGAGGAGGAAGAAGAUUCGUCCGGCGAGGAGGAUGAGUGUCCGUUCCUGGUGUCGUGUAUGGAUGACAGAGGUCUUCACAGGGAAGGUGUCGUGGAGUUGGACAAGCCUCUGCCGCGCAAUUGGGUGGUCCGCAGCUGCGGGUGGAGGUGUGUGGCAUUGGAGUGGGCGUCGCCGCCACCGACCGGUCGUGAGGAGUACGACCUUCAAGUGCUAGAGCUAAUUUCGGAGAGGUUAAGGGUAGGAGGUCCGUCUUUGGCCAAGAGGGCACGGCAGGAAUCGCUUUCGUUGUAUUCUUGUUUGGAGGCGUUUCUUUCCAAGGAGUCUCUCGGGAAAGAUGACAUGUGGUAUUGCCCUCGUUGCAAGGAGCACCGCCAAGCGACUAAGAAACUGGACCUGUGGAGAAUGCCGGAUAUUCUGGUCGUGCACUUGAAGCGGUUUUCCUUCUCCCAUUGGUGGAAGAGGAAGCUCGAGACCUUCGUCGAUUUUCCGAUAAGAGGACUGGAUGUUAGGCAAUACGUCACCAGGAAGAGGAGGAGAAAUGGUGGAACGAAACAGAGGGGGGAGAAAUCGUCCUGUCUGUAUGAUCUGUAUGCUGUCAGUAAUCACUACGGGGGGAUGGGAGGGGGUCAUUACACUGCCUAUGCGAAACUAGUGAACGAUGAUCUGUGGUACAACUUCGAUGACAGCUACGUUUCGCCGAUGAGGGAGGAGGAUGUCAAGUCGCCAGCAGCGUACAUGCUUUUCUACAAGAGAGUUGGGAAGGAUGAUGCCAGCGACGCAGAGGGCGAUGAUGUGGAUGUUGAUAUUGAUGACGCCGUGGGAGAAGCGGGAGAGGAGGAGGAGGUCGACGACGUUGCCUCCCUGGAAGGGGAGGGAGAGGGGAGGGAGGCAAGCGGGUUGGACAGUGAAGAGCUCGAGGAAGAGCGGGGAGAAAGGGUAAUAACGCCGCCGCCUGAUGAGGAUGGAACGGAUUCUUCCCCCGAGCGGAUCACUGCCAUUGCCAACGAGGAAGACGUGGAGGAGGGGAAUUCAGGAGAGAUGGACACCACUGUUGCCGUCUUCCCCCUUUCCAACGGCAAGGGGUGAGGGUAUGGGUGUGUGGCUAGUCACAUGGAAGGAAAAUUUCAUCCCUCUGCUUUGACAGUCUGUCUGUUUGAUUACCAGGGAGUCUUCUGCUGCUCCGGGAUGAAUGUCUCUCAAGGAUAGGGCUGAAGCGUGCUCGCUUUUGUGCGCAACUUCAUUAUUGUUAUUUAUAUGAGUGAUGAUAUGAUUGCCGCAUCGGCAGUCGUCUGCAUCAAGCCGGAGGCCCCGCAGAGGGUGAGGGGGGGGGUGGAAUGGAAGGGAAAGUUGAGUGGCGGAGGGAGACAGGAGAGAACGGGGUUUGUUUGUUGUGUGCUCGUGGACAGGCAGGUUAUCCAUUCAUCCACCAUUCGUCCAUCGGUUCAUCAGGCAGCAAAGUUUAUGUUCGUUUUUUCUUCCGGCUAUUUAUAUGCACAACUUGUGUCGGUUCCAUUGCGUCUGUAAUAAACUCCUGCUCUCUCUCUCUCUCUCCCCAAGUUGUUAUGCCGAUGACCAUUCGCUUACGUCGCGGCGCUUUUGUGACGGUGACAGGGUACUACCUGUCACGAAGGCUUUCCCUUAAUUAGGGCCCCGCCGGGCGGCGCCUGUGGUCGCCUUUCCGCGGUAGCGCGCAUUCACUCUCUUGUCCACCUCUCUUUCCUUCUCGCUUGUGUGCAGUCCGCUUUCAAUUCUUCUUUCACGGUAACCCUAAUCGUGGACUUUUCGCAGGCACGCAGGGGGGGGGGAGAGAGAGAGAGAGAGAGAGAGAGAGAGAGAGAGGUGGACUUUUGGCAGGAGGGGUGGAGAGAGAGAGAGAGAGAGGUGGACGUUUGGCAUGGAGGAGAGAGAGAGGGACUUUUGGCAUGGAGGGUGGACGUUUGGCAUGGAGGAGAGAGAGAGAGGGACUUUUGGCAUGGAAGAGAGAGAGAGAGAGAGGUAUGUGGGCUGGAAAAAGCGAGGGAGGAGACGGGAGAGACGGAAGGUGUUCUUUCGUGUGACUGAGGUGAUAUGAAGGUUUCUUUUUUUCGUCUGCGUUUUCGCAUCAGUUGUCGAUGUCCGUACUAUUUUCGUACACGGGCAGAAUUGUUCUUGGAAGUUCGUAAUGAGUGGAGCUCGUUGCUAUGGCGGUAUGCAAGCGCUUUUGCUUCCGUCGUCUUUCGGCGCCAUGCAAUCCGUUUAGGGUUGUCCCUUGUGCUCUUGCUUCCGCUUUUUUGGUUGCUCUCCUCCCCCUUCCGUUUUCUCCUUCUUCCCGUGCUCCUCGUCGUCCUCACGAUCUCUAUUAUCAAUGCACUUUAUGCGCGUCUUUUUCUAUCCAUUCUCCCUACCUCUCUCUUCUCCUCUCUAUCGACUCUUGGGACUGAGUAGGGUCCACGCUCAGCCCGAUCAGGAGGUUUGCUCUGCUCGGUCGAAAGCUGGUUUGAGAGCGUAUCGAGAAAGGAAGAAUACGGUUCGAUUCGCGGAGGGGCGGGGGGCGCGGGGUGGUGGGGGGCGUGGAGGAGGAGGAGGAGGCACUGCCAUCGUGACGCCUAACCUGUGUCAUCCACUCUUUAACUCAGUGAACGGAAAAGAUGGAGUGUCGGAAUAGCGAGAGAAGAUGCGUGACCUGAGGUGGCAGGCCUUUGCGGCGGUCGUCUAGGAUGCUGCAGAACCCCUUUCCCUGCGUCGUUGUUGAGACCCACGCUGUCACGGUAUAGUGCGAAUCGAAGUAUUACGAAAGCUCUCCAUGAGAGGUACUUAACGAUCGUAAAUCGGUUUAUGGAGGUGCUCUACAGAUUUGAGUCUACGGAUUUUUCGGUAAAGAGGUUUGAUCUAUUUUGGUUUCGUUUGGUCUGGAUUAGAGAAGAACCAGAUUCGACGUGUCGAGGCAUUUUAUUCAUGGGGUUUGUGUUACGCCCAUGGCCGCCUGUCUUCCUUUUUGGUUGUCUGGCUUUGGUCUGAUCGUCUUGCUGCUGCUCGGUUGCUUUUGCUGGUAUAGA
Chara braunii is the source of this 7849-nucleotide messenger RNA. NCBI's taxonomy places the organism in Eukaryota, Viridiplantae, Streptophyta, Charophyceae, Charales, Characeae. The record is from the annotation of a GenBank genome assembly.